AUGUCUCUUCACUUUCCAUCUGCUUUGCCUGAUAACUUUUCAUCACAACACAAAGCAUCAACGCCAGACUAUCACACUCUCUCGUGGUAUCAACAAGAAAUACAAUCCGAAACUGUUCGACAACAGAAUAAAACAAUUCCUACUCUUCCACCAAAAACCUCACCUAGAAGAGUCAACAAACAUCCAGUCACUAAUCAUGGUUGCAUAGUAUUGGACAAUGGAACAGAAAAUAUUAAAAUUGGUUUAUCAGGAACUGAUUUUCCACAAUUUAUUAUACCAACCAUCAUUGGUAAACAUCAGAAAUAUGCACAUUACAAUACCUAUGGAGAAGAUGCACUCCAUGCUCAGAGAGAAGCUAGUAGCACCUCUCAGAAACGUAGAUCUGAAACCAACCCUUCACCAAAUUAUCAAUUCAUUUGUCCAAUUGAGAAGGGAGUUGUAAUUUCAAUUGAAGAGAUGGAAAACUUUUGGAAUCACCUUUUUAAAGAUAAGAUGAGAGUGAAUUUGAGAGAAAAUGGGGUGGUCAUGAAUGAGAAUAUAUCCAUUUAUCAUUCUUUGGAAUCUAUUGGAGCUGUAGAAAAGUAUAGAGAAGAUUUGACUCAAUUAAUGUUUGAGAAAUUUGAAAUUCCAUUUUUGUAUAUGGCCAUUCCUCAAGUCAUGUCUCUGUAUUCGAAAGGAAAAACAAGUGGAUUUUGUGUGGAUAUGGGUCAUUCAUUGACGAGUGGUAUUUCUGUGUUGGAUGGUAUUGCAUAUUUUCAAGAAAAUCAAUCGAAUAGUUAUCCUACCUCUCUGACUCUUUCUCCAUCAGAAAAGACCUAUUUCAAUAUUAAUAUAGGAGGCAGGGAACUAUCAGAACACUUCUCCAAACUCAUUCAAGACAAUCCUCUCAACAAUAAUUUAAGAAUUAGCACAAGUGCUGAAAGAGAAUUCAUUGAAGGAUUGAAGAAACGUUCAUGUUACUUGGCCACUGAUUUUUCAAAGGAAGUUGCUAAAUAUCCGUCACCAUACGAUGACCAAGCAGCUAUCUCUCCCAGAGGUCAAUUAUUGGAAGAUGAUGCCUUUCAACUUCCUGAUGGAAAAACAAUUUGGAUUGGAAAGGAAAAAUUUGUCUGUUGUGAAAUGUUCUUCCAACCAUCUCUGUACAAUUUAUCAAAUGUUCACUCCUCGAGUACAACCUAUAAGAAUGAAGAAGAUUACAUACCUAUUCAAGAAACAUUAUUGGGAAAUAUUCAUGUAUUUGGUGGAACCAGUUUGAUGAAAGGUCUGGAGAAUCGUUUAUUGAGAGAUGUCAAGAGAGAGUUAGCUCUUAGAAAGAGAAUUUCAGUUUCUCAAACCAAAGUCAAAGUAUUUUCACCUGAUUCUUCAUCAACUUGUGCUUCGACUUGUGAUUUGGAGAAUAGUGCAUGGAUUGGAUCAUCGAUUUUAUCAAGCUUUAAUGAUUUUCUUAAUAUGGAUCAAGAUUCAAGUCAAUUUUCACAUAAUUUUGCCAUGACAAGACGAGUUUAUGAAGAAGAAGGCGCUCAAGCCAUUCACAAGUAUUACAAUACUUGUUAA
Naegleria gruberi is the source of this 1554-nucleotide messenger RNA. RefSeq lists its product as uncharacterized. The transcript is spliced from 2 exons. The record is from RefSeq and is a predicted model, not a curated record. Bases 1 to 1554 code for a protein of 517 amino acids. Gene Ontology annotation, biological process: microtubule-based movement. Lineage: Eukaryota; Heterolobosea; Eutetramitea; Acrasida; Naegleriidae.